AUGCCUUUCAUCGAGUGCUCCUCCCCACCCAUCAAAAUGGGCAACCCCCGAAUUGACGCUGCUUCCCAGGGAAAAUUGCUGCCUACUAUCAUCGACGAGCUGGCUCGCGAUGAGCCCAAUGGUCUCUGGAUAGAAUACCCUACCUCCCCAACGGAUUUUGACUCUGGAUAUAGCCAGAUUACUUAUGCCGAACUUGCAAAUGCUGUGAACGGUGUUGCCAAUUGUAUUACCAGUGCUUUGGGAAGAGACAAUACAGGAGAGUCACUGGCCUGGUUAGCGCCCAAUAGUCCCUUGUGCUCUAUCACGCUUAUUGCGGCCAUGAAAGCUGGCUUCAAGUUGUGUUUGAUAUCAGAAAGAAAUACAGUGGCUCAGAAUCACAAGCUAUUAGAGGACAUCGAAUGUUCUAUCAUAAUCACGACAAAUGCGGUCUUUCCACAGGUUCGAGCCACUUUGCGUGGAAAACAGAUCUCCGUUAUAGAGCUGCCUCUAUUUGAGCAGCUCCUACAUGAGCACCAAAGAAGAUAUGAGUAUAAUAAGGAACUGAAGUUCCUGUACUACGAGACCGCUUUUAUCAUCCACAACCCGUGUUGCACAGGAUCUCCGAAGCCCAUGUUACUAUCCCACAGUUUCAUCGCAAAUGUAGCACGUAGUGUUGGGCUCUCUGCUCCAGAAGGCUAUGAAACCCAGAGCUCCAUGCUUGGGAACAAUAGAUGCCUUCUGCUUUGUCCUCUGAGUGAUCCGGCUGGCGUACACUUCGGUGUUUUAAAUGCUAUCUUUAAUAACACAACAGUUAUCCUGCCACUCCCUGAGGUGCCUCAAACAGGCCGAAGUUUGACGCAGACGCUCCGACAUAUUGACGCAGCUUGGGCAGUUCUAGCUCCAUCAACCUUAGAAGCCAUGUCAAAUGAUCCGUCGUCCCUAGAGGAAGUUGCGAGUCGUCUCGAAUGCCUUGUAUUUGCAGGGGGUGGUCUUGCUAAAAGAUAUGGCGACUUGAUCGCUUCCAAGAUCAAACUUAUGCCCUCGCCACAUUCACCUGAAACAGGGCAGCUUCCCACGAUAUAUCGACAUGAACAUGAUUUCAGAUACGAUUGGAAUUACUUUCGGUUCCACCCUGCUGUGGGUGCAAGAUUUAUCCCGAAGUCUGCGGGAGUACAUGAGCUCGUAUUCAAUAGAACGCCUGCCGCCGAGCUGUAUCUGCCGAUUUUGGCCAACUCAUACGAAUUUCUGACGCAAGAUUUAUACGCCAAGCACCCAACUAUACCCGACACAUGGACUCAUGCACCGCAAGUGAUACCUUUGAUUCAUGGAGAAAAGUCAGAGCCUAUCGACUUCAACAGAAAUGUAUGUAGCUUUUCAGAUAUCUCAGCUACUCUCGAGCAGGUUCCUGGAGGUUAA
Messenger RNA from Aspergillus bombycis, 1395 nucleotides. RefSeq lists its product as uncharacterized. The transcript has 4 exons. NCBI's taxonomy places the organism in Eukaryota, Fungi, Ascomycota, Eurotiomycetes, Eurotiales, Aspergillaceae. The record is from RefSeq and is a predicted model, not a curated record. The coding region runs from base 1 to 1395 and encodes 464 amino acids.